AUGAAGACAGCAAUUUUACUACCAGCCUUGGCCUCCUCAACCGCUGCGUUUCGUGGUGGUUAUGGUGUCGGCGGAGCUUUUGAAAACAUGACCACCAACCAAUGGCAAGCUCGUUUCGAAGACGCCAACGCAACGGGAACAUAUUAUUUCGACGCCUACAAUGUAUCAGAAAGUUUCCCGCCUAACAAAACCACCAGCGGCUGGUCGGCUACCAUUCGCGUGGCUAAUAUCACUGAUGAUCCUGACCCAGAGAGCAUUCCCUAUCCAGGCACCGACAUCAGUAUCAAAGCUCCAGAUGGGAUGAAGCUACCGGAGUCCAACUCUACCGGGUGGCAGGCCUGUGCGACUUUCUGGCCUCCUGACCUUCUCACUUCUGGGGCAACGAGUGAUGCUCAACACGAUGAUGGAGACUGUAGCUCUUUUCUUUCUCAAGAAUGCAUUGGAGCCAUCAAGGCUUCAGCAAAUGGCUAUAUUGGCAAUGGAGGGAGAUGUACAAACAUCGCCAGUAUCCCUUCUUCGUGUGAGAAGUGGUAUGGGGGGUUGGGGACCACAGGUAGUGGCAGCAUUGGGAACUUUAGUAGGCGCUUCAACGGCAGCACCCUUUUCUCCGAGCGUCCACAGCUCAUAGGAUCAAGUGAGCACACGAAGACUGAGGAGGAGGCUUACGAAGAAGCUGUUCGUGGCGUUUGGACUGUCAUAAUUAACUGGGGUCGCCGUUCCUCGUUUUCUUAUAGUCCUGGUGAUGUGUUGCAGCCAACAGUGUUGUGCUUGCGUACGAGAAAUAUCACAGAAGGAAGCGAGGAUCCCAAUGCUGGCUCGAGAACAGUAGCCUACGUGCCUAUGGCGCUGUUCGUAUCCACGCUGGCUACAAUCAUGUUAGCAUAUUAG
Fusarium poae is the source of this 888-nucleotide messenger RNA. RefSeq lists its product as uncharacterized. The coding region runs from base 1 to 888 and encodes 295 amino acids. NCBI's taxonomy places the organism in Eukaryota, Fungi, Ascomycota, Sordariomycetes, Hypocreales, Nectriaceae. The transcript has 2 exons. The record is from RefSeq and is a predicted model, not a curated record.